Molecule: messenger RNA, 1505 nt
Organism: Onthophagus taurus
Lineage: Eukaryota; Metazoa; Arthropoda; Insecta; Coleoptera; Scarabaeidae
Source: RefSeq, a predicted model, not a curated record
AUGUUAUCGAAAUUAAAAUAUUGCGCUCAAAAUACAAGUUUGCACGGAAUUCGAUACAUUGUUGAUGAUAAAAUCAACCCUGUGAUAAGAUUCAUUUGGUUAAUCAUAAUGGGAUUAUCAAUUUACGGAAUGCUUAUUAUUUUAAAAGGAUCUUAUGAAAGCUACAAAAACGAUUCGAUUAGUUUCGUAACUGAAACUGCUUAUUUAGAUUGGAACACUACAUUUCCCGCAGUUACAAUUUGCGAAAUUAAUAGUGCUGAUAUUACAUGGACUAACGAUAAUGAUACUCAAGAAUAUUCUCCCGUACAACAAUUUUUAGCCGACUUAGUGUUCUUCACGGGGAGUUGUUACAGUUGCUCGGCUGAUUGCGAAGAAUGCCGCCGAUUAAAUUUUAAAGAAAUGGUUAAAAGGUUUCGAAAACCUUGUAAAAAGUUAAUAAAAAAUUGUCUGUGGAGAGGGCAAAAAUUCGAUUGUUGCGAAAAAUUUUUACCUUUAAACACGGAAUACGGAGUUUGCUUUUCUUUAAAUUCAAUGCAUACAAAAAAAACUUUUCAAUCUCACCUAGACAUGGAAUCGAAUCGAAAAACGGGACCCGGAGAAUUAAUAAUUGAACCAAUCGAUGAUAUAAGAUUUUAUUUUCAUGCUCGCGAAGAUGUUCCUUUUAUUAAUUCAGAUCCGGAUCAACGCAGAGAUGUGAUGCUCGGUGAAACUUUUAAUGUUAUGUUUAAAGUAACCGAAAUAGAAAAUGACGAAAACGUUAUUCACGUACCAGUAAAAAUCCGAAAUUGUCGAUUUCCAUCAGAAAAUCCCCCAAAUUUAAUCGUUCACAAUUUUUAUAGCUACUCAACAUGCAUCGUUCAGUGCCACGCAGACGCUCAUUUAGAUCUUUGCAAUUGCACCCAUCAUUUAAUGCCAGUUUUGGGAGACCAUAAAAUGUGUGAUGUUGAUGGAUUAAAAUGUUUAACUGACAAAUUUGAUAUUGUAAAUCGAUUGCAUGCCAAAGGCUUUGAUAAACCUGGAUUGGUUUGUGAAUGUGUUCCUUCGUGUACAGAACCGGAAUAUAAAGUCGUUUUUGAUAGUAAAAGUAUUGGAAAUGUACCCAGUAAGAUUAUUUUAAAAAUGGGAUCUCUUCCAACAUCGAGAUUUAAAAGAAAUGUUGUGCGAACAACAAUGGAUUUAGUUGGUUCGUACUUUUUUUUCUUUUUAAUUAAAUGCAUUGAUAAGUUUUUUUUAGUGUCGAUUGGGGGAAAUGCUGGUUUAUUUAUUGGAGCUUCUUUAUUAAGUGUAAUUGAAUUGAUUUAUUUAUUAUUUCUUAGACGUUAAAGGUAAACCAACAAAUUUAUUGAUGUAAAUCCUGAAUUGUAGACAACCAACAAUAACUGUAAUUAAUUUUAUGAUAUAGUAAUUCAGUUGUAAAUUUAGUUUUAGCAUAAAUAACAACGAUACCUUUAUAUCAUCUAACUUUUUCUCGAUAAAUAAACACUCACAAAGAGAUUUCUUCAUUA